AUGUCCUCGCAGCACCAUGCGGCCGUCCACCUCGGAGGAAAGCCCGCGGUCGCCCUAUUCACAGUUGCUUUGGUCGCGUUCGUGGCAGAGACCCAGCUGACGCAGUAUGUCCAGACGUCUCUCGGCUUCCGACACCCCUACCUCAUAUUCUACAUCGUGCACUCUUCAUUCCUAUUGAUGUUCCCUCUGCAUGCACUAUACCUCUAUGCAACAUCCCAGCACACCUUCGAAGCGCUCCGUGACAGUAUUCUCGACGCUCUGCUGCAACACUUCUCUCCCAAGGCGGAAGGCAUCACACAGGGUCCUUCCAUCUUCCCCACAUGGAGAAUCACUCGCCUCGUCAUAUUCUUAACGAUAGGAAUGUCUGUACCCUCCCUGCUGUGGUUCGUGGCAGUCACCAUGGCUCCUGUGACAGACGUCACCGCCCUCUGGAACACCAACGCGUUCUUCGCAUAUAUCUUCACGAUCAGUUUCCUCAAGAUUCAAGUCGAUCCUCACCGGCUGCUGGGAGUGGUCAUCGCAACCGCUGGAGCCCUCGCGGUCAUCUACGGUGAAGCAGACAAGACGGACGCCGUCUCCGCACAGCAAGCGAGUACGACUGCUCUCAUAGGCGACCUCAUGACGCUCGCAGCGUCCGUCGGGUACGGUGCAUACCAAGUACUCUACAAGGUCUACGCCGUGCUGCCCAACGAUCCGGAGGUCCAGGCUGAGCGCCGCUACUCUCGCCUCGCUCCUUCUGCAGAGGAUGCGCUGAUGGACGACGAUGAGGCGGCCGUGAUGGAGGAAAGCAGAGCCCUCAAUGACGGCAUCAUCCGCCCUCUCCCAUUCGGCCUCUUCCCCAACCUGCUCACAUCCCUUAUUGGGCUGUGCACCUGCGUCCUGUUAUGGGUACCUGUGCCGCUGCUGGACGCUUGGGGUGUCGUUCCCUUCGAGCUGCCACACGGGGUUCGGACGUAUUUCACCAUACUGUGCAUCGCAAUCACGGGUUCCAUAUUCAACGCUAGCUUCAUGGUUCUGUUGGGUGUCUGGGGCCCCAUCGUGACAUCCGUGGGCAAUCUGCUCACCAUCGUGCUCGUCUUCGCCUCCGACGCCGUUUUCGGCAACGCCGUGGAGACCAUCACGGUCUGGAGCUUGCUGGGAUGUGGAUCCAUCGUCCUCGCGUUCGGGAUUCUGGCAUAUGAUAUGAUGAAGGGAAGAUAG
Molecule: messenger RNA, 1200 nt
Organism: Epithele typhae
Lineage: Eukaryota; Fungi; Basidiomycota; Agaricomycetes; Polyporales; Epitheliaceae
Exons: 6
Coding region: 1-1200 (399 amino acids)
Cellular component (GO): membrane
Source: RefSeq, a predicted model, not a curated record